Messenger RNA from Ilex paraguariensis (yerba mate), 2367 nucleotides. The record is from the annotation of a GenBank genome assembly. Lineage: Eukaryota; Viridiplantae; Streptophyta; Magnoliopsida; Aquifoliales; Aquifoliaceae.
AUGUUUGGAUACUGCGCCAUAUUUCCAAAGGACUACGAGUUUGACAAGGACGAGUUAGUCUUGUUAUGGAUGGCAGAAGGUUUUCUGCAACAAUCACAAAGAAUGAGGAAAUGCAUGAAAGAGUUAGGUGAUGAUUGCUUCAAUGAGUUGUUAUCAAGGUCAUUCUUCCAACCUUCAAGUGGCAUGAAAUCAAAAUUCACGAUGCAUGACCUUUUGAAUGAUUUAGCUCAACAUGUUACGGGAGAAAUAUGCUUUAGGAUGGAAGAUAAUAUGGACAACAAUGAACGGUGUAACAUUUCUCCGAAGGCUUGCCACUCGGCAUUCAUGCGCCAUUACUGUGAAGUGUACAAAAGAUUCAAGGCAUUUGAUCAUGAACUUCAUCGCUUGCGAACAUUCUUAGCACUACCAAUUUCUAAGUCAGAUACAAGGCAAACCUUCUGUUUAAGCAAUGGUGUUUUAGUUAACAUACCGCCAAAAUUACUGUACUUAAGAGUCUUAUUAUUGACUGAGUAUGAUAUAAGCGAGUUACCCAACUCGAUUGGCGAUUUGAAACAUCUUCGGUUGUUGAAUUUAUCAGGGACAUCAAUUAAAUGGUUGCCAAAAUCAGUGACUGAUCUCUAUAAUUUGCAGACAUUAUCGUUGCAUCGUUGUUCUGAGCUUUCAAUGCCAAAGUUUGUUUUGUGUAAAAGUGGCGGAUUGGGACUUAACCAUUUGAACAACCUAGAGCUUCUACAGGGGAUGCUUUCUAUUGUAGGGUUGCAAAAUGUUAAGAAUGUGCGGGAUGCAGAGGAGGCCAACUUAAAUAAUAAGCGAGAGCUUGAUGAGUUAGAAUUGCUAUGGAGUAGUGAGGUUCAAGAUUCUCAAAAUGAAGAGCUUCAAGCGAACGUACUCAACAUGCUACGGCCCCAUAAAGGAUUGAAACGUCUCAAAAUUGAGUUUUACAGGGGCUUAACAUUCCCCAGUUGGAUUGGGGAUCUGUCGUUCUCAAAAACAACGCAGAUUAGUCUAAAAGGAUGUACAAAAUGUGCGUCUUUGCCACCACUGGGUCAGCUACCUCUGUUGAAAGAACUACACAUUCAAGGCAUGCAUGCAAUAAAGAACGUGGGAGCCGAGUUCUACGGGGAUGGUGGCUCAUUAGAGACUCGAUUCCCGUCACUCGAGACUCUAAGCUUUGAGGAUAUGCCGGAAUGGGAAGGAUGGUGUAGUUGUAUUGGUGUUGAAUUUGUAGGACAUUUCCCUUGCCUUCGUCAGCUUACCAUGGCCAAGUGUCCUAAACUGGUAAGUGUCUCAGUCCUAAGGCUUCCUUCUCUUUGCAAAUUAAAGAUAGAACGUUGUAGAGAGGUGGUUCUAAAAAGUCUCAUUGAAUUAACCUCUCUAAGACAACUGUUUAUUAAGGAUAUUUCGGGACUGACCCAUUUGCAAGAAGAAUUCACUCAUUUCUUGGUGUCACUUGAAAAUUUUGAAGUGUGUGACUGUGCUGCACUAGUGACUCUGUGGCAGAAGGGGAAUACACCACAACACCUUUCCCAUUUGCAACACUUAAGUGUCGAGGGAUGUUCCGAACUUGUGUGCUUGACUGAAGAAGAUCAAAUGCUACCUUGUAAUCUUGAAUCUUUGCGAGUAUCUGGAUGUGAUUGUCUGGGGAGGUUGCCAAAUGGCCUGGAAAGCCAUACUUCUCUCAAAGUAUUGGAAUUGGAAAGGUGCCCAAAGCUCGUGUCCUUUCAAGAGGCCAAUCUCCCGCCCAUGCUUAGAAGUCUUAGGUUAACAGACUGCAGUUCACUAGAAUCCCUGCCUAAUUGCAACUCUUGUCUUGAGGAGUUGUGCCUCAACGAGUGCUCGUCUCUGAGAUGCUUGCCAAUGGAUACAUUUUCCUCCACCCUGAAGUCACUUGAGAUUCGUAAUUGCGAGGAAUUAGGGUCAAUUUUAGAGCCGAUUAGACUGAACAUAAUCAUGGAGGAGCCAGGAUGUUUUAGGAUCAGUGAUUGGCCAAAGUUGGAGAAGUUAUCUGUAUCUAUGCCGCCUUUUUAUUGUGAUUUGUCUUAUAAGAAGGGACAACCGUUCCCAACAGGAAGUAGUUUGAUUACUCCCAACCUCAGAAGGCUUCGUAUCAGUGGUAUUGCGAAUGACAUUUGUUUUGCAAGCAAGUUUCAAAGCCUCACAUCCCUUACAGUCUUGUUCAUGUCUUAUUGUGAUAAUCUUGAGUCCUUUCCUCAAGAGAAUUUGCCCCCCAACCUUAAAGAUAUUUUUAUCUUAAAUUGCAAUAAUUUGAAGCCUCUAUCAGAGUGGGGCCUCCACAGACUCUCUUCUCUUCAAAACUUUCACAUGAAUGGUGUAUGUAUACCCAGAGCUACAUUCCUUGCCGGAUGA